This is a messenger RNA of Amphiprion ocellaris (clown anemonefish), 2828 nucleotides long. It is a transcript of the gene cnn1b, whose product is annotated as calponin 1, basic, smooth muscle, b. The coding region runs from base 174 to 1070 and encodes 298 amino acids. Gene Ontology annotation, biological process: actomyosin structure organization. The record is from RefSeq and is a predicted model, not a curated record. The transcript is spliced from 7 exons. Gene Ontology annotation, molecular function: actin binding. Lineage: Eukaryota; Metazoa; Chordata; Actinopteri; Pomacentridae.
UUGUUCCUUUUAAACCUCCAGAGAGGCGACCGAGAAUACCAGGAGAAGAAGACCAGCAGCGGAUUAGUCGGGGACGUGUCUCUGUGUGUUUGCCCGCCUCGGACACAGAGCUGUAACCUGCUUGUCCAUUUUUUAAAGCUCUCCUCCUGUAAAUAGACGAGAAAGACAGAAGAAUGACAACACACUUCAGGAGCGGCCCAGCCUUCGGACUGUCCGCCGAGGUCAAGAGCAAGCUCGCAGGAAAGUACGACCCACAUAAGGAAGAGGAGCUGAGGCUGUGGAUUCAGGAUGUGACGGGCCAGAGGAUGGGGGACGGCUUCAUGGAGAGUCUGAAGGACGGAGUGCUUCUGUGCGAACUCAUUAAUGUUCUCCAGCCAGGUUCUGUGAAAAAGAUCAACCACUCCAGUCAAAACUGGCACCAGCUGGAAAACAUCGGGAAUUUUGUCCGUGCAAUUACAGAGUACGGCCUGAAGCCACACGACAUCUUUGAGGCCAACGAUCUGUUUGAGAACGUCAACCACACUCAGGUCCAGAGCACACUCAUCGCUCUGGCUGGAAUGGCCAAGUCCAAAGGUUUCCACUCCAAGUACGAUUUAGGAGUGAAGUAUGCCGAGAAACAGCACCGACGCUUCGCUCCCGAGAAGCUCAGGGAGGGACGUAACAUCAUAGGACUGCAGAUGGGCACCAACAAACUUGCCAGUCAAAAGGGCAUGACCUCUUAUGGGACACGACGCCAUCUGUAUGAUGCCAAGAUCGGCAUGGACAACCCCAUGGACCAGUCCACCAUCAGCCUACAGAUGGGCACCAACAAGGGAGCCAGCCAGUCUGGCAUGACGGCUCCGGGAACCAGGAGGCACAUCUUUGACAAGAAGCUAGAGCUGGAGACCUGUGACACCUCCACCAUCUCUCUGCAGAUGGGAACCAAUAAAGUGGCGUCCCAACAGGGCAUGACCACCUACGGCCUGCCCCGCCAGGUCUACGACAACAAGUACUGCGCCAACCCCGCCGAGGCCUACUACAACAACGGUGACGAGGUGGAGUUUGACGGCUACAACCAAUACUCUGACUAAGAAACCCACGGACAGCCUCACCUCCCCCCCUUUACCUCCUCUUUGCUUUAACUUCAGACAACCGACCACAGCUGUCUUUGUGACGAGCAAACCUUCCAGACUGUUAUUUAACACCGACCGCCGUCUUCAUUCCCCGUCUUUUUCUAAAAAUGUUUCCCAUCUUAGAACCCUUUCCAUGAGUAAAAUGAAAAACAAGUGUUUACGCUGACCUUACGUCAAAAAGUUUGGCCCACGCCCGUCCCUCUAGAAACACCCACACAACACUCAGAAGUUGAGUUUUAUCGACCUUUGCUAUUUAUAGAUGUUUUUUCUACAGCUUUUUAUACUUGCACUGUAAUUAGAGGUUUUAAACCGUCCCUACCCCGCCAUUCACCUCGCCUCACCUCACCUCGGUACCCUUCUAAUCCAGUUUGAUCACUGAUAAAGCCGUUGAAAGUCCUUCGAGAGGAGACGAGUGACUAUGAUGGUGCUAUUGAACUUCGGCCCAGUUGGAACAAAGUCCGCUUCCAGAUCGGAGCUCCGCUGGGGUCUAGGAUUCCACUCCACGGUACGACCCAAGUCCACGGACUGAUCCGGGUGCACGACGCUGGAGGACUUGUAGCUUUGUGCAGACGUUGCGUUAUUUUGUGAGCACCUAGCGCUGAGAGAUAGUCAUGUUAACACGCCUGCCGAGUUACCCAUCGUGCUAAUUUACAUGGCUUGUGUGCAGCAUUUCUGAGUUUUUGAGAAAGUAUUUUGGAAACGAGUAGAGAUGGCACAUGGUACACUGCUUUUGUAAAGGUGGAAAUGUAGGUGUGGUGUGGUGGUUAAGUUUAAUCCGCGGUGGUUUCUGUAUUGCAUGUUUAGUCAUUUUCUUUUCCGCCAUCCUUUAGGAAACUCUUUCUUCUUGCCUGGUGCCUUUUAGUGAACUUUGGCUUUAGUGUUGUCGCUCCAUUUGCACUUUACCUGGCCUUGCCUUAUGUGCAGGAAAACAGCAGUGGGAUGUUACAAAGUACAUUUGAGGCACUUAUACUUGAGUAUUUUCAUUUGAUGCCACUUUAUACUUUUACUGUGCAGCAGAUUAGACGAUAAUAUUGUCCGUUUUGCUCCAUAUAUUCAUCAUAGUUCAACAGGGGCUAAUUUGUAAUGAGGUUAUGAGACAUUGUGGUACUUGUACUUGAGGAAAGUGUCCGAGUGCUUUGUCCACCACUAAACGGCAAUAUCAAAGCAGAUAAUGUGAACCGUGCCAAAUAUGCAGAUCAUUUUAAAACUUCUGUGUCAUACUGUUAAACCCACCGAAUGUCUUGAAUGUAACGUCAUUGUAAAGUUAGAGGAGCCAUAGAUUCAUUUCAGACGUAGUUUUAAACAGAAGAGGAGGCUCAGGCACCACUUUCAGACUGGCUUUGAAUUAUGCAACGUGGUUCACGCUAUCACUCUCUGCUCAUUCAAAAGCAGCCCUGAUUUAGGACCUGUACUAGUGUGCCAUCUAGUGUUCUAAGACCUUUCUAGUGGGAGUUUUUUUUACUGUAUUUCCAAUCCCCCAAAUACCUAAAACCUUCCUUUUAUUCAAUCAAACCUAGGAAUGUAGAUUUUUUUUAAACAGUGCGUUAAUUUAUCAUCAUUAAUACCCUCUGAUACCCAGAAUGGCACUGAUAUUGAGUAAAUGUAUAGUAGCAUUUUAUGGUUCAAAUUAUGCAUCUUUGCUAACCCCUUGUUUUUUUUUUCUAUAUGCCUUUCACUAAACAUGACAUUUGUGCAAUAAAAACACUUCAAAAAUAA